Clonostachys byssicola is the source of this 543-nucleotide messenger RNA. Lineage: Eukaryota; Fungi; Ascomycota; Sordariomycetes; Hypocreales; Bionectriaceae. The record is from the annotation of a GenBank genome assembly.
AUGCGCACCUCAGUCAUCAUCUUCACGCCCUUCCUGGCUGCCGUGGUAGCCAGUUGCAAAGCUACCAACGCAACCUGCCACUUGGUACCUUCGACCAACGCCACUGCUUCCAACUAUCCCGGAGCCGACAAUCAAACAUUCCCAUACAAUGUAAACGUCCUCUCCGAAGUCCCUGUGGCAGAUAUCUGCACCUCCGCCACCGGCAGCGUCGCAGAUGAGUUGGCCUGCGCCCGCAAGUACAUCGACGCCAUUGACGAGCAAAUGGCUUUUCUGUAUGCGCGGCGUCUCGGAUAUGCGGCGGUGGCGGGGCAUGCAAAGUAUCGCAACGGGACCGACCUAAACGACCCGAGCCGCAACCAAAUUGUAGCCGAUGGCAUGGCACGCCGUGUGGUCAAGUACGGCGGUAGCGAAGAGGUAGGACGGGUGAUGGGCGGCGAAGGCUGCCAGAUCUACGCCAGUCUUAUCUACGAGGCCGAGAACAUCCGGGCUGUGUGUAAUCCCGAUUUCGAGGAGGAAUUCGCCCGACCUUGCGAUGCGGUCUAA